Molecule: messenger RNA, 2488 nt
Organism: Suncus etruscus (white-toothed pygmy shrew)
Lineage: Eukaryota; Metazoa; Chordata; Mammalia; Eulipotyphla; Soricidae
Gene: FAM78B
Product: family with sequence similarity 78 member B
Exons: 2
Coding region: 157-942 (261 amino acids)
Source: RefSeq, a predicted model, not a curated record
CACGCGGCGGAGCCGGCUCGGGAGGGGGGCUUCCCCGGAGGAUGCCCGGCGGCGGCGGCGGCGAGCUGAGCCGGCCCUGGAGCGGGCGGCGCGUCGCCAGGCGGGCGUGACCACGGGCGCCCCCCGGCUGCCCCGCGCCGGCGCCGGGCCCGCACGAUGGGCUGUAUCCAAAGCAUCACCUGCAAGGCGCGGAUCCGGCGCGAGAACAUCGUGGUGUACGAUGUGUGCGCCACCAUCGACCAGUGCCCCACGCGCAUCGAGGAGACCUCGCCCAUCGUCCUGCGCUACAAGACUCCCUACUUCAAAGCCUCGGCCCGCGUGGUCAUGCCCCCCAUCCCCCGCCACGAGACCUGGGUGGUGGGCUGGAUCCAGGCGUGCAACCAGAUGGAGUUCUUCAACACCUACAGCGACCUGGGCAUGUCCAGCUGGGAGCUGCCUGACCUGAGGGAGGGACGUGUCAAAGCCAUCAGUGAUUCAGACGGUGUCAGCUACCCAUGGUAUGGGAACACCACUGAAACUGUGACUCUGGUGGGCCCCACCAGUAAGAUCUCGCGGUUCUCUGUCAGCAUGAAUGACAACUUCUACCCCAGCGUGACGUGGGCGGUGCCUGUGAGCGACAGUAAUGUGCCGUUGCUCACAAGGAUUAAGAGGGACCAAAGCUUCACCACCUGGCUGGUGGCUAUGAACACCAGCACCAAAGAGAAAAUUAUCCUGCAGACCAUCAAGUGGCGGAUGCGAGUGGACAUCGAGGUGGACCCUCUUCAACUCUUGGGCCAGCGGGCCCAGCUGGUGGGCAGGACUCAGCAGGAACAGCCCCGGAUCUUGAGCCGGAUGGAGCCCAUCCCGCCCAAUGCACUGGUCAAACCCAAUGCCAACGAUGCCCAAGUCCUCAUGUGGAGGCCAAAGCGGGGUCCGCCUCUGGUGGUGAUCCCUCCUAAGUAGAGUACCCUGGCUGGACCUGAGCAGAGGGGAACCUGCAUCGAUGAGACACUGCUUCAUGGGGUGGCUGCCGGGGAUGGUGGGAGCCAAGUUGAGUUUCUGAGCCAAAGCAGACCUCAGGGUUUGCGAGUCUUCAUGGCGCUCCUGUAUGGUUGAACCAUAAUCUGUGGUCAGCGCCCCCUCCUUUUUAGGAAUAAAACCAAUCACUGGCUCCACAGAUGUGCGCUCUUCCAUGCAAGGAGCUGUGGUAUCUGGGAGCCAACAGCCAUGAUCCUGAGCUCAGAACACUUUAUCAUCUCCAUCUUCCUGGGAGGCAACACGGGUUGGAGAUAAAAUGCGGCAGAUCCAAGUGGCAUAUGCUGCUUUCCAGCCAAUCACAAGCAGGAAAGGAAACAUUCCCGGUGUGGGGCAGGUCAGGGGCUGGAGAGGAGGGUGCCUGGUGAGAGGAAGGACUGUGCUGUCACUUCCCAGUAAGAAGGGCAUGCACAGUUGGUGAUGGCUGAGGGAGCAGAAAGAAGCCUUAGAAAAGCACAGGCUGAUGGGUCAAGAGCCAAGCCAGGAGCUGUCCAGGGUGCUGAUGGGGCCACAGGUGGUUCGUCUGCCCACUCCUUCCCAAAACUAUCUUCAAUAUAUCUUUCUCUUCGAGGGAUCAGUUCCUGGAUUCUGCAGUUUCCCAUGUUAUUGGGGGCCUUCAUCCGUCUUCAGUGAAAACUCAAGUGGAGAUUUUUGUUCUGUUUACAUCUGCUUCUUCCCCACGGCCAGCCUGAAGUUUACAAAGUGGCCUUUUGUGUAGAAGCCACAGUCGCCGUUGGGACACCCUUCAUGGGAAGGAAUGUGGUUCCACCUCUCCCUUCCAAGUUCCUGAAUGGUUUGCACGCAGGAGGCAUGGAUGCUGCUGUACCCACACACCCACACCCCGUGGAUGGGGCAGCGUGAUCCGCGCACAGCUCGAGCCUUUCCCCAUGCAUAGAUCAUUGCUGGGCAUCCAUCUGUGUUUGUUUUAGCUUGAUUUCACAGAAGUUCAGCUUUGACUGGGCAAGCACUGUGAGAAAGUACUUCAUGAAGCUUAAUGUUGGAGCUGUUUAAUGCCAACCUGAGCUGCUCUCCCUGGGCACUGAAUUGGCAAUUGCUGAGGUAUGACUGGUACAGCUGAGACACAGUGUUGGGCUCCUAAGUCAGGUCAAUACAAAAACGUUUCAGUUUGCAGCCUUGAUAAGAAGGAAUUUUCUAACUUGAAUCACCCGUACCAACCCCCCCCGACCAAAAAAAGAGCCUUUCUUUCUAUUCUCAAUAGUGCUGAUACAUAUAUAUUUAUAUAGUGUUUUCUAUGUAUAUAGAGUUGCUUACUCAAUGGCCCCUGUGAAAAGAACCAGCUCCCACCAGGGCAGGUGGGUUUUAUGGAUGGCACUACUAGCCUAAUUUCAGAGGUGAGAGUCAUAGUCCGAUGGCUGGUGCCAAAGAUCUGUCUUGACUAGUUUGAGGAUGGAGAAGGAAGGCAAGAGAAGGGCUUGUUUAUUACUUUUAUUAUUAAAAAUCCCCUUUAGUCUAA